ACUGGCUUUGGUUGCAGGCAGAAGUGAUCACUCCAAAUUUACAGCUGAUUUGGUGACAACACACACAGACUGAGCCAGCAGGACACUGGGCAAAACUCAGUGGGCCCCAACCCUUGUGGUCCAGGGAUCUGCACCUCACAAAGACGCUGUACACUCACCGGGGUAGGUUGAGAAUUGCAGCAUCUGCUUGUGAGGCCCCUGAGGUGGCAGCCCCAGAGGGACCUAGACCCCCAGUCCAACCCUGAACACAUGACUUAGAAGUAGAUGUGAGUGGAAGCAAGUGCCGCUGUAGCAUUUCAUGCACCCACUCCCUGUGUAUUCUACAGACAGGCAGCCCUGCAGCAAUCAGACAAAGUCUGGCCAAGCCCUUAAUCAGCAGAGAACCUGACCUCAGAAGGGUUACAUGAGUGCACAUAAGGAGAAACAAGCGACUUUCCAUCCUGUUGUGUAACUAAUAGAGCAUGCGUGGUAUUUAUAUGAUCUGUCACUACAUACCAGUGCAAUUAAGAGUAAACAAAGAACUUUUUUUAUUUUGCAAAUGGAUUAUUACGGAUAAGGACAUUUUCAGUCCAGCUCGUACUGUGGAUUAGGAAUCAAUGAAUGCAUUCAUUUUCAAAAGAAACCUUCUUUAUAUAUAUUAGCUUGAGGAAUCUACUUGCUUGAUCCUACAUACAGUAGUGGAGAUCCAUAGACUGCAUAUCCUAAUGCAAUGCCUAAACCGGCAGAAACCGAAUGUAUGCCUCAGUCUUUGUCAUUCUCAGGCAGUGGCUUUCUAUCCGUGUAUCAUAUGGGUGCCAUACAAGCACUGUGGGAUCUGGCUCCUGAACUGCUGCAAUCAGCUCCCAAGGUAUAUGGAGCAUCAGGUGGUUCUCUUGCUGCUGCAGCUGUUGUAUUGAGCCUUAAUAUAGAUCAGGUGCAGAAAACCAUCAUUGAAGCUGCAACAGAAGCCAGCAAGUCUGUACUUGGGCCAUUACAGUCAAAGUUUAAUUUAAUUUUAAUUCUCCAAAAUGCCUUACGGGACUUUAUACCUGACAAUGCACACGAGGAGGCGACUGGCCGUCUCUAUAUUGGCGUUACGAGAUUAUCUGAUGGAAAAAAUAUAAUGAUUUCUGAUUACAAAUCCAAAGAGGAAGUUAUUCAGGCAAUCAUAUGUAGCUGCUUUGUCCCUAUUUACUGUGGACUUGUCCCUCCUUCUUUCCGAGGAGUGAGGUAUAUUGAUGGAGGACUUACUAGCUUUCAACCUCGCUAUGGCAAAACAUCCAUGAUAACUGUGUCUCCUUUUUCUGGAGAAAUUGAUAUUUGUCCACGGGACAGCCCUCUUUGUCAUCUUUGCUUACACGUAUGCAACACCAGUUUUCAGCUCACAAUGGAGAAUAUCAGUAGAAUGAGCUAUGCAUUAUUUCCACCCCCAGUCUGGAUGCUGAAUGAGUUCUUCGGCCAAGGUUAUAAAGAUGCUGCUGAUUAUCUACAAAGGGUUGGCAUCAAUAAGGCUCCGGGACAAACGGUUUCAGUAACACAGCAAUGUAAAACUGGUCUUAAAAUGAAAAUUCUGAAAGCAUAUCAGAAAAAAUGUAAAUAACAGACAUUUAGAAAGCCGUAUAUGUACAUAUAUAUACUUCUGUGUGAGAUUACCUACAGUCACACAAAGAAUGACGAGACAGUUGAGGAUUUUUUUAUUUUCUGGAGGCUUUGUUUAUCUAUGUCUUCAU
This is a messenger RNA of Xenopus laevis (African clawed frog), 1709 nucleotides long. RefSeq names its product patatin like phospholipase domain containing 1 L homeolog (gene pnpla1.L). Bases 710 to 1579 code for a protein of 289 amino acids. Gene Ontology annotation, biological process: triglyceride catabolic process; lipid metabolic process; lipid homeostasis. The transcript has 5 exons. The record is from RefSeq and is a predicted model, not a curated record. Gene Ontology annotation, molecular function: hydrolase activity; triacylglycerol lipase activity. Gene Ontology annotation, cellular component: membrane; cytoplasm; lipid droplet. Lineage: Eukaryota; Metazoa; Chordata; Amphibia; Anura; Pipidae.